Messenger RNA from Hemibagrus wyckioides, 1761 nucleotides. RefSeq names its product Rab interacting lysosomal protein-like 1 (gene rilpl1). The transcript is spliced from 9 exons. NCBI's taxonomy places the organism in Eukaryota, Metazoa, Chordata, Actinopteri, Siluriformes, Bagridae. Bases 245 to 1546 code for a protein of 433 amino acids. Gene Ontology annotation, cellular component: cytoplasm; ciliary basal body. Gene Ontology annotation, molecular function: protein dimerization activity. The record is from RefSeq and is a predicted model, not a curated record. Gene Ontology annotation, biological process: cilium assembly.
GCAUGCGCACGAACUGCGGCAGUUUCCACUGGAAGACAUCGGGACGAAAAACGGGACGGCGAUGGGACAACUAUUAUUAUCGUUAAAUUUAGUCUCUGUAACAGCCAGUGUGACCGCUACGACCGAAAAUAUGACAUUACAAGUCGUGUGAGUGCUUCGUCACACUUGUCCGGUUGUUUACGCGUAGAGAAAAACGGAAAAAGUUUCGAAAGGAAAUAGAGCAGGGCGGUGGGAAGCGACAGUCAUGGAAGGGUUUGGAUCGGCGCUGGAGAAAAACGUGGCGGAUUUAACCGUGAUGGACGUGUACGACAUAGCAGCUGUGGUGGGCCAGGAGUUUGAGCGGAUUAUUGAUCAGUACGGGUGUGAAGCCUUGGCGCGACUCAUGCCCAAAGUGGUGCGGGUUUUGGAGAUCCUGGAGGUGCUGGUGAGCCGCAACAGCAUCAGUCCGGAGACCGAGGAGCUGCGACUGGAGCUGGAUAAACUUCGUCUGGAGCGACUGGACCGACUGGAAAGGGAAAAGAAACACAAAAAGGAGCUGGAGUUGGUCGAGGAUGUGUGGCGAGGGGAAGCCCAAGACUUGUUGUCUCAGAUUGCCCAGCUGCAAGAGGAAAACAAGACCCUCCUCAACAACCUGUCACUCAAGGACUACCCAAUGACAGAGGAGGAUGUUCAGAGACAGGAAGGUAUGUCAGAAAGGGAGAGGCAAGUGAUGAAAAAGCUAAAGGAGGUGGUGGAUAAACAGAGGGAUGAGAUUCGUGCCAAGGAUCGAGAACUAACACUGAAGAAUGAAGACAUUGAAGCACUGCAGCAGCAGCAGAACCGGCUGAUGAAGAUCAACCACGAUCUGAGGCAUAAGAUCACAGUGGUGGAGGCUCAGGGCAAGGCUCUGAUCGAGCAGAAGGUGGAGCUCGAGGCGUUCGCCCAGGCUAGGCAGCAGGAGCUGGUGAGCCUGAGGCAAGAGGUGUCAAGACUCCGAGAGCGUCUUCAGGGAGAGACGAAAAGCCCCGAAACCGAGGAGCCGCCUGCUCCACCGUCACCUGCUCAAAAUUUAUUCUCCGAGCUCAAGCAGUCAUGCAAUCCUCCGCUGUCCCUGGCCCCACGUAACCGCCAUGUGCUUACCGACGACAAUGCAGUGGAGGUGGACGAUGAGGAUGAUGUGGAGGAUGAUGUGGAGGAAGAAGCUGUUUUGUUAUGGGAGGCGUUGUCCGAGGAAGAAGCGGGUUUGGAUCCCAAAGAUCCGAACCGACCACGCUUCACUCUGCAAGAGCUGCGAGACGUCCUGCAUGAGAGGAACGAGCUGAAAGCCAAAGUGUUCAUGCUGCAGGAGGAAAUUGCCUAUUACAAAAGUGAAGAGCAGGAAGAUGAUGCACACCCGCCCACUCCGGACCCUUCGCCUACUCUCAGGCCUCGCUCCCGAACCGGUGCCCAGCCAGAGUCUGGCAUAAAGCGCUUGAUCUUCACAGCCAUUAUGCCGAUGGUGGCGGCUGGCUUGAUUGCAGAUGACCCCACUUUACAGCCAAUCAGACGACUUGUUUCUCUUGUUUAGCUUCUUCUCCCGGGACAAGCGGCGCAGCUCGCAGCGAGGCAUGGCGCAGUUUGACGACGGCUACAGCCCCUGGUCCCGCAAAGACGACGUGUACACAGAGCAAGCCCAGGAAGCUUUACAGCACAUGUAACCCACUGAACACUGACAAAAGCACAAAGCCCCCUGCUAAUCCCUAACACCCCUGCCCCAUCCCACCCACCACCACCACCUACACC